Molecule: messenger RNA, 2983 nt
Organism: Melozone crissalis (California towhee)
Lineage: Eukaryota; Metazoa; Chordata; Aves; Passeriformes; Passerellidae
Gene: SCAI
Product: suppressor of cancer cell invasion
Exons: 18
Coding region: 515-2215 (566 amino acids)
Biological process (GO): DNA-templated transcription
Cellular component (GO): nucleus
Molecular function (GO): transcription corepressor activity
Source: RefSeq, a predicted model, not a curated record
CCCUCAGGUUACACCAGGGCUGCACCUUCAGUGUGCGAGCUUUCCUUUGCUGUACACGUGGGGUGGGGAGCUGUGACCCUCCCCUUCCAGCAGGCACUGAAUGGCAGCUCACAGUGCUGCUGGCUGUGGAGCAAAUCUGAGAGGAUGUAAUGCACUUAUUGAACAUAUCCGUGCUGGGCUUGCAUUGUCAGCUGCAUUUCCCUGACCCAGAGCGUUCCCUCAUGGCUCACGAAGCCUGCCUUGCUUUGCAGGCCUGGGUCCCAGGGCAGGGCCAGGGGGGAGUGCGUACCAUUAACUGCAGCACUCUUUUUCCCUUCCAGUUAAGCCUGGAAAACCUUAGCCAAAAGACAGCAAACCACAGGGAAGUGGAGACGUGUGUGAUUGUCUGAAGCUGCUCUGGAGUGCCUGGACUGCCACGGUGGAGCGCAGAACCUACGGGCUCGCUGCAGGAUUUAGGUCACCCUUGCUGUGGAGCACACAGGACCUGGGGACUGAGCUUGCCCUAAAAGAAACCAUGUCAUCAGGGGGAGCUGAAGAUGAUAUUCCUCAAGCAGAGAGAAAAACGGUGACAGACUUUUGCUACUUAUUGGAUAAAUCUAAGCAGCUCUUCAAUGGCUUAAGGGAUUUACCUCAGUAUGGGCAGAAGCAGUGGCAAUCCUAUUUUGGGCGAACAUUUGAUGUUUACACCAAACUCUGGAAGUUCCAACAGCAGCACCGACAAGUAUUGGACAAUCGGUAUGGGUUGAAGAGGUGGCAAAUUGGGGAAAUUGCUUCCAAGAUUGGGCAGCUCUAUUACCAUUAUUACCUGCGCACCUCUGAGACCAGCUAUCUCAACGAGGCGUUCUCCUUCUACUCAGCCAUCAGGCAGAGGUCCUACUACUCCCAAGUCAACAAAGAAGACAGGCCUGAGCUAGUGGUUAAGAAGCUGCGUUACUAUGCAAGGUUCAUAGUGGUUUGUCUCCUGCUCAACAAGAUGGAUGUUGUAAAGGACCUUGUGAAGGAGCUGUCAGAUGAAAUUGAAGACUACACGCAUCGUUUCAAUACUGAGGAUCAGGUGGAGUGGAACCUGGUUCUUCAGGAAGUGGCAGCAUUUAUUGAGGCAGACCCUGUCAUGGUUUUAAAUGAUGACAACACCAUUGUAAUCACCUCUAACAGGCUUUCUGAGACGGGAGCUCCGUUGCUGGAGCAGGGGAUGAUAGUGGGACAGCUUGCUCUUGCAGAUGCGCUCAUUAUUGGGAACUGCAACAACCAGGUCAAGUUCAGUGAACUGACAAUCGACAUGUUCCGGAUGCUGCAGGCUCUGGAGAGGGAACCCAUGAACUUGGCAUCUCAAAUGAACAAGCCUGGAAUGCAGGAGUCAACAGAGAAACCAGCCAGGCGGGAAAACCCCCAUAAAUACCUACUUUAUAAACCAACUUUUAGCCAGCUAUAUACAUUUUUAGCAGCAUCAUUUAAGGAGCUGCCUGCCAACAGCGUGCUGCUGAUUUACCUGUCUGCCACGGGCGUGUUCCCAUCAGGUCGUUCGGAUAGUGAAGGUCCCUACGAUUUCGGGGGAGUGCUGACCAACAGCAACCGCGACAUCAUCAACGGGGACGCGCUGCACAAGCGCAGCCAGGCCUACAAGGAGAUGCACUGCCUUCACCCUGGAGAUCUGUACCCUUUCACCAGAAAGCCCCUGUUCAUCAUCGUGGAUUCUUCCAACAGCGUCGCCUACAAGAAUUUCACAAACUUAUUUGGACAGCCAUUGGUGUGCUUGCUUUCUCCAACAGCAUAUCCAAAAGCCUUGCAAGAUCAGUCUCAGCGGGGUAGCCUCUUCACACUCUUUCUGAACAAUCCCUUAAUGGCAUUCCUGUUUGUCUCUGGAUUAUCAAGCAUGCGCCGAGGAUUGUGGGAGAAGUGUCAGGAUUACCUCCGGAAAAUCAACCGGGACAUUGCCCAGCUGCUGACCCACUCCCGCUCCAUAGAUCAGUCCUUCCUUCAGUUUUUUGGGGAUGAGUUCCUUCGCUUGCUUCUCACAAGAUUUAUCUUCUGUUCGGCUACGAUGAGGAUGCACAAAAUCUUCCGGCAGGAGACUCGAAAUUAUCCCGAAUCUUAUCCUCAGCUGCCAAGAGAUGAAACGGUGGAGAACCCUCACCUCCAAAAGCACAUUUUGGAGCUGGCUUCCAUUCUGGAUGUUAGGAAUGUUUUCCUGGAAAACACACUCGAUGACUAUUAAAAGAAACUGUCUUAUUGCAAAGGGGAUUCCCUGGCCACAGAUUUUGAAUGGUGCAGUUUUAUAAUGUGAAAAUCAUAAAAGGAAGUACUUGAUUUUAUUUUUAAAUUUAGGACCAUUAUUUUAAAAAGUAAUAAUAAACAGCUGUUAGUUGAGCUGUUCCAUUCUGUAUGGGGUCAAUUUUAUAAGCAGAAGUUUUCAUGUCUUUUAAAUGUUAAACUAAAGAAUCACAAGAGGUUUAUUUCUGGUCUUGUGGCUGUCAACCACAUUUCCAACAGCUGAUCCUAAGCAUAGAAGUAUUAUUGGUUACCUUUAGCCCACAUUUGUGGAAAUCCUUUAUUUUUAUACAAUUUUAAGAAAUUGGAAAGAAAAAAAACAACAGAAAAAACCCAAUAUUUUAUCCCCAAAGAGUAUGGAUUUGAAAUGGUAAAGAUGGAACCACACAGUGCAAACCAACAAUAGCAAUAACACAGAUUCCUUCAUAACAAAUAUAUUUUUUCAGUCUUAGGCAAGCGAGGAAACAAAACUGUGGGCAAUUAAGUUGCAUUUGGAGCAGUGUUUUGAAGUGAAUUUGUAAAGAUACUUAAUGCUCCCUAUGAGUUUGAUGCAGCAGUUUUCUGUUUGAGCUGUGUACUGCUGGCCAAGGACCUGGCUGGGCAGGGGGGUCAAUGGUGAACCAACUGCGAACCCCGAAGGUCAGCCCCCACCUCUCCCUGGCAUGUGGGGCAUCCUGCCACAGCAGGAGGGGGCAUUCUUCAGUUUGAGGCACUG